Messenger RNA from Stylonychia lemnae, 696 nucleotides. NCBI's taxonomy places the organism in Eukaryota, Ciliophora, Spirotrichea, Sporadotrichida, Oxytrichidae. The record is from the annotation of a GenBank genome assembly.
AUGAAACUUAAAUAUUUGACUAUAGAAGCAGAAAUUGAUGUCUUGGGCGGAUUAUUAGAGGCAGAAAGAUAAGAUCAAUUAUAAAUGAUAGUCUGCUUGAUGAGAUGCUACUAAUCAUGUUGUCGUUUAGGAAUUAUUUAUUGCUAUUAUAAACCUGAUUUUUUUUUAUCUCAGGAAACUGAAAAAGUUGGGUCAUCUCCUAUAUUUGAGGAGGUUAUAUAAUCACUUAAUGAUGUUGGUAGAGAAACCGCUCUGUUUAAUUGUCUCGAAGUUUCUAAUGACUAUAUUGAACUAGCUGUUGUUGAAUGCCUUAACAAUGUACCAUUAUCUGAACUUGACAAUGGAGAAAUAGCAACAGCUAUUAGAUUAUUAGGUUCAUUUAAAAUAUAUCGUGGUAAGAAUUUCAGAUUAAAAUAUGGAGAACAAGCAAAAUCAGAGGCAAUUGGCAUUCUCAUUAGAAAUUUAAUGAGAGUAGUUGAGGAUCCUGAUGAAGAGAUGGAAAUAUUAUCCUUACUUAAAAGUUGCGUUUAUUUCCUUAAGUUCAACUCAAUAAGUUCAGAUAUCAAAAAAUUUAUCGCAAGUAGUCAUGAUGAAUUCAAGCAAGCUUUGUAUGCUAAUGAGUAAUAUCUAUAGAAAUCAAAGUAACUUGGAUUGAAAGAAAUGAGAUGUGCUCAUUUAUGUUGUAACGGAUGUUGA